Molecule: messenger RNA, 3123 nt
Organism: Melanotaenia boesemani (Boeseman's rainbowfish)
Lineage: Eukaryota; Metazoa; Chordata; Actinopteri; Atheriniformes; Melanotaeniidae
Gene: dars2
Product: aspartyl-tRNA synthetase 2, mitochondrial
Exons: 17
Coding region: 283-2268 (661 amino acids)
Biological process (GO): aspartyl-tRNA aminoacylation
Cellular component (GO): mitochondrion; cytoplasm
Molecular function (GO): ATP binding; nucleic acid binding; aspartate-tRNA ligase activity
Source: RefSeq, a predicted model, not a curated record
UCCACAUUGAGCCAAUGGAAAACAAACUGAACGGUCCAUCCAUAUGAGCAGGAAAUCGCUCGGAGCGCGUUGCGGAACCUGGAGCAGAUAAUAGAAGUGACCGAAGCAGCACAGGUCUCCUCCUGACAGCACGCUUAUUGAUUUCAAAAUGUUGUUAUUACAUCCAGAAACUGUUAAGCAAUGUUUGUCCGUUUGAGAGAAGCUCUUGUCUUUCUAACAGCCAGACACGCUGACGGAACAUCGUGAUCCUCUGAGUUGAUCUUUACUUUAUGUGGAUGAAAAAUGGCAACAAAAAGCAGGUUUUUGCUACAGAGACUCCUCAGUGGGCUUAGAACUCCCUCUGUCAGGUAUCAGAAGGUAAUAUUGACCUCAAGGGGAAGACGCGUGCAGUUGAGAGCUCCGGUCAGACAUCUGAGCUGCUCGGACACACUGCACAGACCUGCCUCUGCCUCCACAGGUCUCAGCAGUCUGUCAUUCAGGAGUCACACCUGCGGAGAGCUGAGGUCAGAUCAUGUGGGAGAAAAGGUCACUCUAUGUGGCUGGGUCCAAUACAUCAGACAUGAGCUGUUUGUCAUCGUCCGAGAUUUCAGUGGCCUGACUCAAGUUCUAAUUCCUCAGGAAGAGUCUGCGAAUCACUUAAAACAAGUGCUGUGUGACGUCAAAGUCGAGUCAGUCAUCAAGGUUACGGGAACAGUCAGAAAACGACCGGCAGGGCAGGAGAACAAGAAGAUGCCAACUGGAGAAAUAGAGGUCCUGGCCGAAGACGUGGAUGUUUUCAACGUGUGUCAGAAGUUGCCUUUUGAGAUGAAAGAAUUUGUCAAAAAGUCAGAGUCAUUACGGAUGCAGUAUCGCUACCUGGACCUGAGGUCGUCACAGAUGCAGAGGAACCUCCGACUCAGAUCUCAGCUGGUGAUGAAGAUGAGAGAGUAUCUCUGUAAUGUUCACGGUUUUGUGGAUGUAGAAACGCCAACCUUGUUCAAAAGAACGCCAGGGGGAGCCAAAGAGUUUGUGGUUCCCUCCAGAGAGCCAGGCUUGUUUUAUUCUCUGCCUCAGAGUCCUCAGCAGUUUAAACAGCUCCUCAUGGUGGGUGGUGUUGACAGGUACUUCCAGAUAGCUCGGUGCUACAGAGAUGAGGGCUCCAAACCAGACCGGCAGCCCGAGUUCACACAGGUAGACAUAGAGAUGUCUUUUGUGGACCAGGCAGGUAUCAUGUCCCUGGUGGAGGGUCUGUUGCAGUACUCCUGGCCCUCAGAGAAAGGUCCCAUUACCGUUCCUUUCCAGACUAUGACAUAUGAGGAAGCUAUGAGGGACUAUGGUGUGGACAAACCUGACAGUAGAUUCAGUAUGAAGCUGAUCGACCUCAGUGAGGUUUUCUUAUCAACACAAAUUGUGUUCCUCAGAUCAGCUCUCAGCCAAUCAGAUGGCUCUGUACAAGCACUCUGUGUCCCCAGUGGAGCGAAACUUUUCACUGGGAGGGAUUUGGAAGAGCUGAGGCAAACAGCCCAGCUUAAGUUUGGACAGGAGCUGAGUCUGGUGCUGGUCAGACCAGAUGGGACAUUAAAGUCUUCCUUGAAGAAGCUGCUAUCUGACUCUGUCACGGAGGACCUGCUGAGGAGGACUGAAGCCAAACCAGGAGACCUGCUGCUGAUAGCGGCCGGCCCCCUCCAAACUGUGCGCCCGUUACUGGGUAAUCUUCGCCUGCAGAGCGCACAGCUCCUGGAGUCCCGAGGUCUUACACUCCGCGACCCUUCGGCCUUCCGAUUUCUGUGGGUUGUGGAUUUCCCUCUUUUCUUGCCCAAAGAGGACAAGCCAGAAGAGCUAGAGUCAGCCCAUCAUCCAUUUACCGCUGCGCUACCAGAAGACGUGCAGUUUCUCUUCACAGAGCCACACAGGGUACGAGGUCAACACUAUGACCUGGUUUUGAACGGCUGUGAGAUUGGAGGAGGCUCCAUUCGCAUCCACAAAGGCUCAGAGCAGUUUUAUGUCUUGACGAAUAUCCUCAAGGAGGAUCCCAAUCUUCUCUCCCACCUGCUGGAGGCAUUGCAUUCAGGUGCACCACCUCAUGGAGGCAUUGCCCUUGGUUUGGACCGACUGGUCUCCAUUAUAGUCGGAGCACCCAGCAUCCGUGAUGUCAUUGCUUUCCCUAAGUCCUUUAGAGGUCAUGACCUCAUGAGCCACGCACCCGACUCGGUAUCUGACGAGGAGCUGAAGCCUUACCACAUUUCCGUCAAAUGGCCAACAGAGUAUGGAGGAGGAGAAAGGAAGUGAGGAGAAGAAAGAUAUUUUUACAUCAAGGUUGUUGUUGCAGAUCUCUGUAACCCCGACAACAGAGGAAAAUCGGGUCAGGAUGAGGUCAAUGAAAAGAUCUGAAGACUGUAGCACACCUGCUGCCUGGCCAUCAGCAGGCGGAGAAAUCUUUAGAAGGGGAUGUUUUGGCUCCAUUUCAGUACUGAGGAUUCAAAAUAAGAGGAAAAAGAAAUGCAGACCACAUCUGAAACACAGGUUGGAAAAAAGAGGAAAACUUUUCUUUUCAGUAACAAAGACCAUUGUGGUUAAACUAAUUUUUGAUUUUAUUUAAAAAGUUUGUUUUGAGGACUUAAUCUCUGGUAGCUGUUGUCUCUUGUUUGUGAGCUUGUUUCACCUCAACAAGAAUAAAGCUGUUGAGAAAAACUGUCAUUAUUUAUUAGUCAUUACUAAAUUUAAGCACACUGGGACCUUUAUUUCAAUGCUCAAUGUAGAAAACACUUACUUAUUCAUGAACCUGCAGUCGGGUGCAGAUACAACAUGUUACUGAAAUCCAUGUUCAGUAUAAAGCUGUCUCUUUAUGUAUUUACCUUCUUUUUGACUCUUUUAGACUCAUGACAAUGGUAAUAUCAUUGUUAACAAAAAUAGAUCUGCUGUCGGUUUCUCUGAUCUGCAGAUUUGCUUCGUUUGCUAAUUUUACAGUGGCCACAUGGAAUAAAUUAAACUCAUUUUAAGUAUUUGAGCAGUACAUUAAUAUUAACUUUAAACCUGUAGAAAUGGCUUUUUCCCCCCUUCGUUAUUGCACUCGACAAAAUAGGGCAUGCUACUCUGAACAAUCAACAAACUGCUCACAUCACACACGAUUGCUGAAGGAAAAGG